AUGGAUCAUCCCGAUGUCCCAACAGUCUCGAUCGUUUCACCGAAAGAGCUUGUUCGCCUCCGCCGAGUUCACAACUUUCCCUCGGCGAUCGAACUCAUUGUCCCGGAUAGAGGAAAGACGCCGAAGACCGUGCGUGCGGGCUAUUGCGUCGCAUACACCCCAUUUUUUGAUGCAUGCGGGCUUUCCUUCCCAAUUCCGCUGGGUCUUCUUGUUAUCCUGGCAGAUCUGCAGUUGGCGUUUCCGCAGAUGAACCCUAACUUCGUCCGCCAUGCCUUGGCGUUGCUGGUUAGGGCGGCGGAGUCUCGAAUUCCUUUUGGAAUUAACGAGCUCCACCGAGUUUGCUCUAUUAAGAGCAAUUCAUCCUUCCCGGGAUCGUUCUAUCUAUCUCCUCAAAAGAAUCGAAGCAUCUUCGAAGACAUUCACGCUCGCGACGAUCGCUGGAAGGAGAAGUAUUUCUUCUUUAGGAUCAACGAAUACUCCGUUGGGUCUUUCGAUUUCAGUCGGCUACCGACUGUUUGGUCUCCGAGAGUUGUUGUUCCAACGAACACGGGCUUAGACAAACCGCUGCUUGCUGCUUUGAAGGACGGUGACUGUUCGUGGCCCAAUUUCACGAGGGAGAGGAUUCAUCGUGCGCUUGGAACGGAUAACCCGCAACUCGCUAUCGCUCCAGAUCCCGAGAUUGACCCGUUGAACCCACCUUCCAUCAACCGUCCCGCUAAUUUCCACCAGAUCCUGAUUGGUACCAGCCGUCGGGAAGUCCUAGACGCAACCUCUUCGAGUACCUCACAUCAGCCUUUGAUCCGCAGGCCAUCUAAAGAAAAAAUGACUAGGAGACCAUCAGCUCGCGAGGCCGAAAAGGCAAGGAAGAACAGGGCUCAAGCUGGGAGCUCCGAGCUGUCCGUACUGACUCCGGCCGGAGUUCUUCCCGCCGACCCAACAUCGAGGGCUAUCUCGCUUAGUUCGCGAGAUUCCGAGAAGACUUCGCGUUCAAAGAAGCAAAGGGUGGAGGAUCCGGCUCCGGAUAGGAGGUCGAACUCCUCAAACGGGUCAGGUGGAUCGAUCCCGUAUGGUUGGACUUUCAACCAUACUAAAGGGUGUCCAAUCGCUGAUGAUCCGGAGGGGAUAGCUUUCAUUUUCCGGCACUUCAAGCCUCCGGGUUGCGUGCUGCCCCCAGUUCGGGAUAUGGCGGAGCAUGCCGCCUAUGUGAAGAUGAUGGCUGCUCACGGCCGGGCUCUUGAGGCUGUCAACGAGUACUCUGCCGUACUUGAGGACAAGUCUCUGACCAUGCCCACCUCCGACGAACUCGAGGAGAUGAAGAAGACUGUGUUCGACCUUUCGUUGAAGGUCAAGAACGCGGAAGACAAGGAAAAACGUCUGGAGGCCCAGCUUCGAUCUGCGAAGACGGUGGCGGACUCUGCGAGCCGGUGUGCUGACGAUCUGACCGAACAGGUUGUGGUCUCAAGGAGGAGGUCGAUGCGAGGGUCAGGCGGGCUGUUAGGGAGGCAAAGCGGGAGUUCACUGAGAAAUAUCUGGCCAUCUUCCAUUCUCUUAAGGAUAAGUGGGAGAAGAAGAAGGUCGAGGCUGCAUGAUCUGAUCAGCGGAGCUCUCACAGCUCCGGACGAAAAAGCUUGCUUCGAAGAGAAGAUUCCUGAGCUUGCUCAAAAGCAUGCUGAUGCUGAAGUGUCUGAUUUCUCCCUCGCCAAGCUCGAUCUCCCGCAGAUCUCGGAGGCGUCGGUGAGACCGAUGGAGGUUGAUCCAAGGACGCAAGUUCCGCUCGGGUUUAAUCAGUUUGGGAGUAACGCCGCUGCUGGAGGUGGAGACGAGCUUGUUGGUGACUCGGCGAUCCCGAUGGAGAAAGAUGAUGGCGAGAACGAGCCUAAGGAGUAA
Messenger RNA from Eutrema salsugineum, 1887 nucleotides. RefSeq lists its product as uncharacterized. The coding region runs from base 1 to 1887 and encodes 628 amino acids. The record is from RefSeq and is a predicted model, not a curated record. Lineage: Eukaryota; Viridiplantae; Streptophyta; Magnoliopsida; Brassicales; Brassicaceae. The transcript is spliced from 6 exons.